Messenger RNA from Lasiodiplodia theobromae, 1881 nucleotides. RefSeq lists its product as uncharacterized. The transcript has 2 exons. NCBI's taxonomy places the organism in Eukaryota, Fungi, Ascomycota, Dothideomycetes, Botryosphaeriales, Botryosphaeriaceae. The coding region runs from base 1 to 1881 and encodes 626 amino acids. The record is from RefSeq and is a predicted model, not a curated record.
AUGGAGCACAGCGACAGCUGCACGACAUGCAAGGAUCUCUUGAACCGCCCCAGCCUAGAUGACUGCCCAACCAUCGCAGACAUACACCGAUCAUCGGACCAAUGUGCCCAAUGCUCCAUCAUCUGGAAAGGCAUCUACAGACUACACGGGAACGACCAGAGCUUCCCGCAGAUGCUUGACGAAAACCUGGCCUUCGAGCGUAACAACGGUGCUUUGAGAGCGUCCGCUGGGUUUUCGCAUAACUCCGCGGGGAAGAUAGAUGUUGAAUUUUACAUUGAAGCUAGAGAGCCAGCGUGGGCUCAAUUCAAACCAGCGCUCCCUUUGCCUGCUCAAGCUUCGGACUCGAAUGUGUCAUUCAACCUCAUCAAAAAUUGGCUGCACAACUGCAACCAAAGUCACAAAUGCUACGAGGUACCUGUUGAUCUGGGGCCACUUCUCCCCACUCGGGUGGUGUAUGUGGGCUCAUCACAUGAACCAAAUGAGCUCAGACUACAUGAAAGUACGCACGACCAGCGAGGGAAGUACAUCGCACUCAGUCACUGCUGGGGCAAAACGCAAAUCAUCAGAACUUUAAAGGCGAACAUUGAAGAGCAUAAGAAGGGAAUAGCUUGGUCAUCUCUGUCGAAGACUUUCCAGGACGCCGUUACCAUUACCCGAAGAUUGGGAAUCCAAUAUCUCUGGAUCGACUCACUCUGCAUCAUUCAGGAUGACGGAGCGGACUGGGAACUGGAAGCGAGCAGAAUGUGGAGCGUCUACCGGAACGCUUACCUUGUCAUUUCGGCAACGUCAGCACCAGAUGGGACCCGCGGAUGUUUUUCCGAGAGGAAAGUCUGCGUGCUUGAAGCAGGCAGCAAUGAUGCCGCGUCCCCUAUUCGAGUCCUCGCAAGGAAGAUCACCGACCAUGGCCCUUUCAUGGGCCACCUAGCCUUCGGAAGCGGCUAUCCCAUCUUCAAGCGCGCGUGGGUGAUGCAGGAGCGCUUUCUGGCGGCCCGCAUGCUCCAUUACACAGAAGCGGAGCUGGUGUGGGAAUGCAUGGAGGCCUUCCAUUGCGAGUGCGGCGCCGACAUCAGCGAGCGGGGUGCAUGGUUCCGAGAUUCGUUCAAGCCUGCGUUUGCACUGAACUUCCGCAAGAACGACUUCCUCUCUCGGAUCAACAUCUGGUACCGCCUGAUCGAGGAGUUCACGGCCAAGGACAUCACCAAAGAAUCCGACCGGCUACCAGCCCUUUCGGGCAUUGCGCAGGGCUUACAGUGCGCGGAGUUGGGGACGUACAUGGCAGGGAUGUGGAGCAUGAGCAUUCCCGAGUCGCUGUGCUGGACCCCAGUCCUCGUGAUUGGUAAAAGACCGCAAGACCUUCACCGCAGGGCACAUCCGUACCGGGCACCUUCGUGGUCGUGGGCUGCCUUGGAAGGAGACGUGCAGUUUCAUGAUGGCCUGUUCGAUGAGACUUCGAGAGAGAGGGUUGUGAGGGUGAUUGAUGGAUGGUGCACGCCGAGCGGGCUUGAUCCUUACGGCCAAGUCAAAGGAGGUCAUCUUGUACUCUCAGCCCCACUUAUCAAAGCCACGAUAGGUAGCCAUUCGCUCGACCUGGGUGAUUUCCUGGAUGCCAGAUGGGGAUCACCUUCUGAAUACUACCACCUGACAAAAGGAAACACUACAACUCAUUUUCUGCCUGAUGUCCUGAACAGCGUCUCGGUAGGGCAGGAGGUCUUUUGUCUACCAUUGCUCUAUGCCAACAGUUCUGGAGAACGGAUGAACUGGGUGGGGCUCGUCCUGGAAGGGCCCUCUGAAAACAAGACAUAUACACGUAUCGGCUUUGUAGACGGAGGUAAUAUGGAGAUGUUGGAAGGUGCCUCGGAAGCUAUGGUCAGGGUUGAAUGA